UGUCUAGCUCGCCGGGUCACGUGACGCGCGCACGCGGUGACGUCAGGCACCCGGAAGUAAAUAUGGCGACGGGCGGUGGCGUCUACCGACGGCUCCGCGUCCCCUCGGCCCCCGCGGGCCCCGCGGGCCCCUGGAGCCCGCGGGAGUCGGCCCGGAGCGCAGGGACCGAGUACCGCGAAGAUGUAAGACCAGCAGAAGAGGAGCAGGAGAAGCCACUGCCCCGCAUCAAUGCACACUCCGUCUUCUGGGUGUGCGCCUCGGCUGGAGUAACCUACUACACUGACUUCCCAACAGUGCUGCUCAGAGACAGCACCAUCCAGAGCUGGUGGUUCGUUGCUGCAGUUGUGCUGCUGUGCGUGAGCCUGGCGAUCGCCGCCUAUUGCAUGUUCUACUUGGAAUGGUACUGCUGCGUGCCCGACUACGAGACGCACAACCCCGUCCUCGUACCCACUGCCACGGCCACCUUCAUCCUGGCCGCGUUGUGCUUGAACAUGGCACUGUGGUCCGUGUGGUCUUUCUUCACACCCUUCCUCCUCUUCACUCAAUUUAUGGGCGUCAUCAUGGUGAUCUCGCUGCUGGGCUGACGACGCACAGAUUGUAUUUGCGUGGCAGCUGUACCAGCAUUGACGGCCUCCUUAGCCAUGGAGAUGACGAGCUUGGAGUGGCGCGAGAUCUUCUCUCCCAGCUUCACGGCCUCUCCCAGCAGCUGAUCGGGUGGGCACACCUUGCUGACGAGCCCUGCCCAAGCAAGAGCAACUUAAUAAAUACAAUGUACAUGUACUGGCCCUUUUGUUAAUCCACUGCUGAAUGAGCACGUCCUCACACCGUGCGGAUCGUGGGAGUUAUUUGGCCAUACACUUCACAACGCUGGUCAGUGCGGAUUUGGUGAAGGCAGAUAGCAUCGACGUGGGGACAUAGAAGCACAUUACAGCCAUGGAUUUUGCUACACGAACCAAAUCGAAUAAUAAAUUCACUGUUUAUUAGACAUGGCAUUUCCAAUCUUUUACUAGAUUGUGGGCAAAACAAAGAGCUGUAAAUAUUUUAAUUUAUGAAUAAAAAUGUCUAUUAAAAAAAGUGACGAGUAUUUUUCUGCUGCUAUUAAAAAGGAUGUUUAAUAGCCGCGUGUAAUAAACAGAUGCUUCUCUACUUCA
Petromyzon marinus (sea lamprey) is the source of this 1151-nucleotide messenger RNA. It is a transcript of the gene TMEM128, whose product is annotated as transmembrane protein 128. The record is from RefSeq and is a predicted model, not a curated record. Lineage: Eukaryota; Metazoa; Chordata; Hyperoartia; Petromyzontiformes; Petromyzontidae.